CCCCGCAGACUGGAGGGAGCGGCAGGACGCGGAGACAUCCCUAUGGAUUACCAUCACCUGCCGGUACAGAGUAACUGAGGGCCGGGGUACCAGCGCCUGUCCGCAAUAACUGCGGUGCCGGGAGCAGCACCUGCCAGCCGGGAGCCCGGACACCCCCGCAGAUGUUAAGAUGAUGGAGCUUAACCACUCUGAAGUGCCUCUUUACGGUCAGACGACAGUGUUUGCAAAGUUUGCUGAAGAUGUCCAUCUCCCUGAAGAUGCAGAAUUUUACUUUGUUUAUAACGGGUCCAGUCAGAGGCAUAUUAUGUUUGCAGAACGAGUCAGCCCAAAUAUUCUACGCUCUAUUUUUCCAGGGCACAAUUGUGUUGAGUCCUUAACUAUUACUGUGUGUAUGCACACGCAUGGCUACUCAUCAGUCAUUGUGGCGUGUGCAUCCUUACACUAUAUGAUGGAUACAGCAUGCAAUAUCGCACACUACCUAAAAAGCCAUUGCGACCAGCUCACCUCCUCCAGUCAUGAGGCCAUACUGAAUCAUUUCGGUUUGACUGUGAAGGACAUACAAUCACUGGAUCGAAAUAUGAUGUUGUGCUUGGCUCAUGAAGAUUUAACCCCUACGUGGAACAUACUUGGAUCGCAUGCUAAAACAGAGGGCCUAUGCUGUGAGACAUUACUCCAUUUAUCAAUGAGAUGGGGAUUGACAGAGCUAUCUCACUUCCUCAUAUACCAGCCUGGAGGGGUGACGGCACUGAGAACAGAGAAUGAAGAGGGAGAGACGCCGGUGGAUCUCGCUUCUCGGAAUGGGCACACAAGAAUUUUCGAACUCUUAAGAAAUUUCCAGGAUGCUCCUCCUCUUGACUUCUGUACUGCGGCAAUCAAUGAGGAGUCCUUUUUACGGAUCUGUCAAUCGUCAGGAGUACUAACCUUAACUCGGCUUCAACCUGCCGCUCACUCAUUGGAGACGGACAUUGAGCUCCUCAGAAAAUGCUUAUGGGACACUCAGUUCUGUGAAAAGAUUGUAAGAUCCAUGCAGGACUGGAAUCACAAAAAGCAGAUGCAGACUGAAGGAGGUGCGGAAGAAGAUAAAAGACAUUAUUCAAUAGAUGGCCUCAGAAAACUGAAAAAUCCACCCACCUUCCUUGCUGCAGCGAGACUUUCUGCCAUGCUGAAUGGAAGCGAUGAAGUUUAUGCGAACUGUAUGGUUGUAGAUGAAGUGAGUGAUUCGGAUAUCAGCUACAAUAACCUGGGUAAUACCGACGCUAAUCUUUCACAUGGAGACCAGCUAAACUCCACCCCGGCUUCUGAAAACUCAUCUAAAACGCUUAAUUACAAGGUUGGGUCACCUCCUGGGAGUAACCAUGCUGAAAUAAACAAUACAGAUAAUGCAGACUCACCUGCGUACUUUUCAUCAUCCAAGUGGACUCCUCCGGGGGGCAAACACCGGCAGUGCAGGACAAUCGGAUAUGGUACUGAAAGAAAUUCCCCCCGUUCCACCAUAAAGAAGAGAAGCUCAAGUCUUGAUGGCCUCGAGGCUGACAGCGAGGACGAGGAAUCGUACCCUCGUAACCACAGCCCUAAAUCUUCCGUUCACGAAGAUUCAUCAGGGCUUUUGGGAAACAGCGGUGAUGAACUUGACUCUCCAGAGACAAACGCUGAACGGAAUUUCCACGUCCGAGGAUCAGAGACUCUGCCUCUUUCUCAAGGAAAGGAUCCGCUUGCCACAGGUCUGAGAUUUCGCUCUUACUCCUGUUCAUCGCCUAAACUUUUUCUUGCAAAACCUCGCUUGACACGCGACCUUUCCAUCGGCGAUCCCUCUGAAGAUGGAGGUUUCGGCGUCAGUGGCCGCUCACUACUUCAGGCACUUUCAUUGUCUAAAUCAGUGUCUCUUCUUCAGCAUGGUAAGCAACGUGCUUACAGCCUUACUGAACCACCAAGAGAAAAGAGGAUCGAAGAAGAGGAAUGGGACAAAUAUAUAACACCUACAAAACCUGAAUCUGAAAAGAAUAAAGUGAGCCGGACUUUCAGCUUCCUGCGGAACAGGAUGACCAGUACACGCAACAAAAACAAGACUAAAAAUAAGGACAGCAAGGAGAAGGAAAAGGUCAACAGGCACCAGUUUGUGGCAGGGACGUUCUCGGGGGUUAUCCCAUGUUUGGUGUGUGAAAAGGCCAUGCUGGGGAAAGAAUCUCUCCAAUGCUCCAAUUGUAAUGUGAAUGUGCACAAAGGCUGCAAGGAGUCCACCCCAGCCUGUACAAAGCAGAAAUUUCAGGAGAGGUAUCAUCCUAAGAAUAAGCAACCAUCAGUCAUCUCAAAUUCCUCGUUUAAAGAUGUUCCACAACCCAUUCUAUCGGCAAUGCCACAGUCAUCUUCCUUGCCUCUGGGACUGUCUUCUGGCAAGAAGGACCUCCACCAAUGCGUCCAUCCUCUGUCCAAAAGCCUUCCCGUGUCAAACUGUGAGAGGAAAUUUGAUCAGUCUUUGGAAUCCGACGGGGACACAACUGGCCAAAGAUCUAGAUCACAGUCUGAAGAAUUGCUUCAAACAGUGGGAAGCCCUUCACCCGUGGACUCUUUCCCGAUUGAAGACGUAGUAGAUACACCGCUGUGGAGUGACUUCAGUAAAGAUGCGAUGGAGUUUGAGGCAGAAUCAUGGAGCCUUGUGGUGGACUCAUCAUUCUGCAAUAAACAAGAAAAGGAUGUUGUCAAGAGGCAAGAUGUCAUUUUUGAACUUAUCCAGACGGAACUGCAUCAUAUCCAGACCUUGCUCAUCAUGUCUGAAAUAUUCAGGAAAGGGAUGAAGGAAGAGCUUCAGCUGGACCAUAGCACGGUGGACAAAAUAUUCCCUUGCCUGGAUGAACUGCUAGAGAUCCACAGGCAGUUCUUCUACAAGUUACGGGAAAGAAAAGAAGAAUCCAGGGAAGGAAAUGACAGGAAUUUUCUAAUCAAUAGGAUUGGAGAUGUCCUUGUGCAACAGUUUUCGGCAGAGAAUGCUCAGCAAAUGAAGCAGAUGUAUGGUGAAUUCUGCAGUCAUCACAUAGAGGCGGUCAACCUGUUCAAAGAGCUGCAGCAGAAUAAAAAAUUCCAGAACUUCAUAAAAGUGAAAAGCAGUAAUUUGUUGGCUCGGCGCCGGGGAAUCCCAGAAUGCAUCCUUCUUGUAACGCAGCGUAUCACAAAGUAUCCAGUACUUGUGGAAAGGGUACUGCGGUACACGCCAGAAGGAUCGGAGGAACACAAGGACCUUUGCAAAGCCCUAAGUUUCAUCAAAGACAUGAUUGCGGCUGUGGAUCUGCGGGUCAAUGAGUUUGAGAAGGAACAAAAACUGCUUGAGAUUCUAAAUAGAAUCGAGAAUAAGACCUACACAAAAAUGAAGAACGGUCAUGCGUUCAGAAAACAGGAUCUGCAAGUCAAAGAGCGGGCGCUUCUGCAUGAAGGCUUGGUGUUCUGGAAAACCGCUACUGGGAGAUUUAAAGAUAUUCAAGCCCUCCUUUUAACCGAUGUUUUGCUGUUUCUUCAAGAAAAGGAUCAAAAGUAUAUUUUUGCUGCAGUGGAUCAGAAGCCCCCGGUUAUUUGUCUCCAAAAGCUGAUUGUUCGAGAAGUGGCGAACGAAGAACGUGGGAUGUUUUUGAUAAGUGCCUCAUCUGCUGGACCUGAAAUGUACGAAAUCCAUACCAGUUCCAAAGAAGAACGCAAUUCCUGGAUGCGGCAGAUUCAGGAGGCAGUACAGAGCUGUCCUGAAGAAGAUGAAGGCAAAACCUGCGAGUCAGAUGAAGAUAAACGUGUUGCAGAGGCAAGAGCAGCAAAGGCUCAAAAAUUCCAGGAAGUCUUGAAUAUGCACGAUCAACAGAUUUGCAGUUAUUUGGAGGAAAAGUUGCAAAUCUACGCUGAACUGGCAGCACUGUGCGGCCGAAGCGAUGUGAAUGUAGAACCCCAGCUUCUCAUAAAGGCAGAUUCCGGUGAAAUUCCUCAUGCUGCCACUCUCUUAUCAGCCGCGCUAAAGGAAGCUGAAAAUCUGUACUCUGCCAUUACAUCACAAUUGGAAAGUCCAGCUUGCUUCCCAGAAGAAUAUGAAAAGUCCAGCACGCCAAGAAAAAUCAUUGAUUCUGAGGUAUCAGAGGACAUGCAAGAAUUACCGUUUGAUUCACUGAAUCCAGAAGAAAUAGAGGAGGCAAACGCUUCUGGCGAUUCCGACUUGGCCUUCUCUAAUAUGAGUGACGUUGAGAUGUCUUACUCUGAAGAAAAGGGAGAUGUUACUGAUUCUGAAAGUUCUAAUCAACCUGAGGUGUUGCAAGCAGUUCAGAACCUUACCCGGCUGUUAUACAGUAUACAGGCAGCAGUAGCCAUGCAAGACAGCCAUAUAGAACUGCAGAAAGUGCUUCGCCAGGACCAUGAAUUAAGCAAUAGAGGAUUUUCUGCUCGUGGGGUCCUUCUGCAAGAGCAAUACCGCCACCUAGAAAGGCACCGCGGAGAGAUGGUCAAUUUACAGAAACUUCAGCACCAAUUUCAUCAAGAACAACAACGCUGGCUCAGAGAAUGUGACCAAAAACAAAGGGAACAUGAUGACAAAGAGAAUGUGCUUCAGCAGAGAGAGCGAGACUGUCAAAGCCAAGAGCAUCUCCUGCUGGAGAAACAGGAAGAGCUGGGCCAGCAAGUCCAAGAAUUCCACCAGAACCUGGAGAGGCUGAAGGAAGGGCAAAGACUGGUGGAGAAAGAGCGGGAAGAGCUAGGCGUGCACCAGAAACGCCUAAGGCACUGGAAAUACACGCGUCAAAACAGCUUGCCAGUUAUCUUUUCCCACAGCAGAACAGAGAGUGUAAGAAACCAUCAGUCUGACAGUUUACAAAACGAAGACUCCAUCUACAUCAACAAUGCUUUGGCUCAGAUUUCACUCAACAAUCCUGAAACACUUCAAAACCCUGCAUACAUGGACACUCACGUGAAUAACCACUCCGUCUCAAACACGACACAGGUUGUCGAAAAUACAACGUCGGGCAAUGCUAAUGAACCUUGGUCCUCAAUGGUUUCCCACCACCAGAGGCCUGAACGUUCCUCCAUAAGGACCCGUCACAGCAAUAAAGAUGUCUGUAAUAAUGAUCUGAAUGCAGCCCAGGUAAUAUCCUGUGGAACCCAACUGGCUUUAUCUUCUGGAGGACAUCAUUUCAGUGCCCAGAACACUGAAGCAUCCCAUCCCACAGAAGUGUUGAAAAAUCCCCUUGUGGACACAGCACAAAGUGUAGAAAAUGGAAGAGUUGAAGAAAAUAUUGUAUACCUCUGAACGUGGAAGAAAAUGGCUAUUAUAACCUAGGAAUUUCUUGUUUGCUGGUAGAACCAGAAAACCAAUUCACCCAAAAGAUGUAACAUGAUAUAGAAACAUUUUGUCAUUGGAUAGUUGCCAUUGAUUGGCAACGGAGCUCUUUGUGGAUACAGAUAUACCCUUAAAUGUUUUUCCCUGUAGUCAAGAGGUCCACAUGUGACAACCCAACUGCUGUGGACCACUCAUCUGGUAAGCCGUUCAGACACAUAUCCUUGGCUACUACAAACUGCUACACGUGACUUACUGCUGAAACCUGAAAGAUCUCUGGAUAUAUAACGGCAAUCUUCAUUUGUGGAUUUGCUUGAAGCCAAGGACUUGGGUAUCUGUUACAUUACAUUUCAAAGACGUUUUCUUUGUCUACAUUUUGUUUAAACGAGAACUUACCACUACUUACAUGCCAUAAUACUUAAGGGCAAGCUUUGCACACCUCUGAAAUCGAAGGGUUUACAGUUAGUGACCCCUUUUGGCACUGAAGAUAUUGCUUUUACAAGUCUGUGUGGCAGUGAUAGGGUGAAUUUAUGUAUAAAUAUAUAUAUAUAUGUUUAUUUCUUGUGAAAAACAAGUAAGUUAUUGUUGAAGUAUGCUGUAAAUUAGCAGUGACGUGUUCAGCACCUUUCUAUGUAAUUAAUGUAUACAGUUAUAGACACUAAGACAAAAUACAUGUUAUCCUAAUCUC
This is a messenger RNA of Spea bombifrons (plains spadefoot toad), 5981 nucleotides long. RefSeq names its product Rho guanine nucleotide exchange factor 28 (gene ARHGEF28). Gene Ontology annotation, molecular function: guanyl-nucleotide exchange factor activity. The record is from RefSeq and is a predicted model, not a curated record. The transcript is spliced from 35 exons. The coding region runs from base 170 to 5266 and encodes 1698 amino acids. Gene Ontology annotation, biological process: regulation of Rho protein signal transduction. NCBI's taxonomy places the organism in Eukaryota, Metazoa, Chordata, Amphibia, Anura, Pelobatidae.